Molecule: messenger RNA, 2320 nt
Organism: Aspergillus versicolor CBS 583.65
Lineage: Eukaryota; Fungi; Ascomycota; Eurotiomycetes; Eurotiales; Aspergillaceae
Product: putative monooxygenase
Exons: 7
Coding region: 456-1892 (478 amino acids)
Biological process (GO): secondary metabolite biosynthetic process
Molecular function (GO): FAD binding; monooxygenase activity
Source: RefSeq, a predicted model, not a curated record
AACAUUUAGGCAGGCGCAACUUAGAUGGGGCGCAUCAAACAAGGCAGCUGCGACUGUGGGCAGCCAAAGGUCGUUCCUUCCUAAUAUUAAAUCCACCAGCCUUCGUUUCUCUUCAGAUUGGGAAGGAGCCUCGAAUUCCAGCUCUGGAAGGCACGAUAAUAGCAACCUAUCAUUUCUACAUAGUGUCUAUGACCGACGAGAAUACCCGAGUAGAAGUCCAAUCUUCGAGACACUACGUCAGGCUCAGCUGAUCGUAUUCAGCAGCUCCAACGUUUCGCUUUCCCCGCAAAUCCGGAUAUACUCCGCCCCCGCUGUCUCAGCCUCUAUACAGCUGGACAACCCGAGUCGGAAAUUCCGGAGUGUACCACAGGCCAUCACCAAACCGGCCAAGCUAUAACUUUAAAGCUUCUACCGCUCACUCACUCAAUUUCCAUCCUGCACAUUAUUCACCCAAAAUGCAAUCUUCACUGCAUCUCAUCAUUGUCGGCGCCGGCCUUUCGGGCCUCGCGACGGCCAUCUCCUGCGCCCAGUCCGGCCACACCGUUACAGUCCUUGAGCAAGCACAGGAACUCGCCGAGAUAGGCGCGGGUGUCCAAAUAACCCCCAAUGCCUCAAGGCUGUUCAAACACUGGGGUCUGCCCGAGUCGAUAUGGCGGCAGUCCGUCGAGCCGAAGACACUCACUGUGCAUCGGUAUACAGGCGAUGUGCUGGCGCACGACGGUAUCUUCGCCAAGCACAUCCGGCAAAGGUACAGCGCGCCAUUUCUUGAUAUCCACCGGGUUGAUCUGCAGCAGGCACUGUACCAUCGGGCGCGGGAGUUAGGCGUUACGGUUGUUCUGUCGGAGCGGGUGAAAACGAUCCUCGUUUCAGACCCGGUUUUGGGGUCUGGGUCGUCUGACACGACGACGGCAAUGGCGACGGUGGUCACUGAGUCAGGGGAGAAAUAUACGGCUGAUCUAGUUGUUGCAGCGGAUGGUUUGUGGUCGCGGUGUCGCGAGUGUCUCCAUGAUCGGAAAGAUGAGCCUUUGCCUACGGGGGACCUUGCGUAUCGGAUUGUCCUGCGCGUGGACCAGAUACGGGACCCUGAGCUUCGUGCUUUUGUGCAGAACCCGCAGGUGCAUUUCUGGGUUGGGCCGAGGGCUCAUGCUGUCUCUUAUUCUCUGCGUGGUGGUGAUAUGAUCAACAUCGUGCUGUUGGUUCCGGAUGAUCUGCCACCUGGGGUAUCGAAGGAGGCUGGUUCGGUGGAGGAGAUGAGAAGUCUAUUCAAGGGAUGGGAUCCUAUUCUAACCCGGUUUCUCUCCCAUGUCAAUAAAGUCGACAAGUGGAAACUCAUGCAUCAUGCCGAAAUGGAAACUUGGAUUAACCCCUCCUCAACUCUUGUCUUUGUGGGCGAUGCCUGCCACCCCAUGCUCCCCUAUCUCGCACAAGGCGCAAACUCGUCUCUCGAAGACGGUGCCGUCUUAGGAUGGCUCCUCGGUCAUCUUACUAGCAAGGCGCAAGUCCCACAGAUCCUACGUUUGUAUGAAUCGUUGCGAAAGAGCAGAGGAGAGGCAAUUGUGCGAGAGACAUUUAAACAGCGACACGAUUUCCACCUCCCUGAUGGACCAGAACAAGUGAAGCGAGACGCUGUUUUCCACUCACAGCUGGGGAAGAGUGAGAUAGAGGGCGCAUUUCCAAGUCGUUGGACCUGUCCCGAAGUGCAACCCUGGCUCUAUGGCUACGACGCCAUGCAAGAAGUCGAGAAUGCCGUUGCGGCAAAUCCGAGAAUUUUUGGGGCCAACGCGGAGCUGCCCAAUGCUGGCCAGAAGGUGUGUUCGUGGGCUAGUAUAUCUUCUUAUCUACCGCUGUAUUUGCCGGUUCUCUUAUUUGGUAUUGGGAAGCUGGUUCUCUAGUUAGGGUUUUGAUGUAGUUUAGAAGGUUGCGGCUUGCUUGUUAUAUGUACCAAUAAGUUUGAAUGCAAAUAUAUACAUAGAGUAACUGAUAAUAUCAUGAUCAUGAAACGUGGCUGUCCGUCGCAAGUAAUAAAUACAAGGAAAAGAACCAAAUAAAUCAAUAUCUGAAGUCCAACUAAGCAUCAUCCAAAAUCGGCAGCCCACCCAAAUCAUCAAAGAACCGCGCAAUCCCUUCAAACGAGUAAUCGGGGAAUCCAAACCCAUACGCCCAGUCCGGGACAGCAAACUCCCCUCCUUCACCAGGGGCACCAGUAAACCCAAACCCAUCCCCAACCUCGGCACCAGCACCAGCACCAACACCAACCCACCCCAUUCCAAUCCCCUCUUCUCCACCACCGGCACCAGUACCAACAGAGCCAGUACCAGGC